This is a messenger RNA of Oxyura jamaicensis (ruddy duck), 853 nucleotides long. It is a transcript of the gene MLST8, whose product is annotated as MTOR associated protein, LST8 homolog. The record is from RefSeq and is a predicted model, not a curated record. NCBI's taxonomy places the organism in Eukaryota, Metazoa, Chordata, Aves, Anseriformes, Anatidae. The coding region runs from base 24 to 806 and encodes 260 amino acids. Gene Ontology annotation, cellular component: TORC2 complex; TORC1 complex. The transcript is spliced from 7 exons. Gene Ontology annotation, molecular function: protein binding. Gene Ontology annotation, biological process: TOR signaling; regulation of actin cytoskeleton organization.
CCGCAGGCUACCAGCACAUCCGCAUGUACGACCUCAACUCCAACAACCCCAACCCCGUCAUCAACUACGACGGCGUGAGCAAGAACAUCACCUCGGUGGGCUUCCACGAGGACGGCCGCUGGAUGUACACGGGCGGGGAGGACUGCAUGGCGCGCAUCUGGGACCUCAGGUCCCGCAACCUCCAGUGCCAGCGGAUCUUCCAGGUGAACGCCCCCAUUAACUGCGUCUGCCUGCACCCCAACCAGGCUGAGCUGAUUGUGGGCGAUCAGAGUGGUGCCAUUCACAUCUGGGACCUGAAAACGGACCACAACGAGCAGCUGAUUCCAGAGCCCGAGGUUUCUGUCAAUUCAGUGCACAUCGACCCCGAUGCCAGCUACAUGGCGGCUGUCAACAGCUCGGGAAACUGCUACGUGUGGAACCUGACGGGCGGCAUCGGAGAGGAGGUGACCCAGCUGAUCCCCAAGACCAAGAUCCCGGCGCACAACCGCUACGCCCUGCAGUGCAAGUUCAGCCCCGACUCCACGCUCUUGGCUACGUGUUCUGCAGACCAAACGUGUAAGAUCUGGAGGACUUCAAACUUCUCUCUGAUGACAGAGCUGAGCAUUAAGAGCAAUAACCCGGGGGAAACCUCUCGUGGCUGGAUGUGGGACUGUGCCUUCUCCGGGGACUCCCAGUACAUUGUCACAGCCUCCUCUGAUAACUUGGCCAGACUGUGGUGCGUGGAGACAGGAGAGAUCAAGAGGGAAUACAGCGGCCACCAGAAAGCAGUCGUCUGCCUUGCUUUCAAUGACAGCGUGUUGGGAUAACGGUGACGUGGGUGGAAGGAAGGACCUCUGCUUGUUUCCCCUUGUCU